AGGUAGCCGUUGCCAAGGCGGCGAGUACCCACGCGCCGCAACCGCUCUGCAACUCUCGGGUCCCAGACUUUCGCCCCGCGCAACACCGUUGUCCUCGAGUGUGUCGGCACCCCCACCUCAGCGCCGGCCGCUGCCCGGAGUCAGCCGAACCCCGCCUUUCCGCUCUCUGUCCCCGGCCCUGACAUGGGUGACCUGGAGCUGCUGCUGCCGGGAGAGGCUGAUGUGGUGGUGCGGGGACUGCGCAGGUUCCCGCUGCGCGAGAUAGGCUCCGGAGGGUGGAACCAGCAGCAUGAGAACCUGGAGAAGCUGAACAUGCAGGCCAUCCUUGAUGCCACCGCCAGCCAGGGUGAGCCCAUCCAGGAGCUGCUGGUCACACAUAGGAAGAUCCCAACGCUGGUGGAGGAGCUCAUCGCAGUGGAGAUGUGGAAGCAGAAGGUGUUCCCUGUGCUGUGCAGGCUGGAAGACUUCGAGCCCCAGAACACUUUUCCCAUAUACAUGGUGGUACACCAUGAGGCCUCCAUCAUCAACCUCCUGGAGACAGUGUUCUUCCACAAGGAGGUGUGUGAGUCGGCAGAGGACACGGUCUUGGACCUGGUGGACUACUGCCACCGCAAACUGACUCUGUUGGUGGCCCGGAGUGGCCAUGGAGGCCCCCCUGAGAGGGAGGAGUCCCAGUACAGCACCCCCAUGCAGGAGCUGCAGAAGCAGGCAGAGCUGAUGGAAUUUGAGAUCACACUGAAGGCGCUCUCCGUGCUGCGCUACAUCACAGAUUGCGUGGACAGCCUUUCUCUGAGCACCCUGAGCCACAUGCUCAGCACCCACAACCUGCCCUGCCUCCUGGUGGAACUGCUGGAGCACAGUCCCUGGAGCCGGCGGGAAGGAGGCAAGCUGCAGCAAUUUGAGGGUGGCCGUUGGCAGACAGUGGCCCCCUCAGAACAGCAAAAGCUGAGCAAAUUGGACGGGCAGGUGUGGAUUGCCCUGUACAACCUGCUGCUGAGCCCUGAGGCCCGAGCCCGCUACUGCAUCACGAGCUUUGUCAAGGGACAGCUACUCAAGCUUCGGGCCUUCCUCACAGACACACUGCUGGACCAGCUGCCCAACCUGGCAGACCUACAGGGUUUCCUGGCCCAGCUGGCCCUGGCUGAACCCCAGCCCCCUAAGAAGGAUCUGGUGUUAGAGCAGAUCCCAGGAAUUUGGGAGCGCCUACAGCAGGAAAACAGAGGUAAGUGGCAGGCUAUUGCCAAGCACCAACUGCAGCAGAUGUUCAGCCCCUCAGAGCAGGACCUGCGGCUGCAAGCCCGAAGGUGGGCUGAGACCUACAGGCUGGAUGUGCUAGAGGCAGUGGCUCCAGAGCGGCCCCGCUGUGCCUACUGCAGUGCGGAGGCCUCGAAGCGCUGUUCACGGUGCCAGAAUGAGUGGUAUUGCUGCAGGGAGUGCCAAGUCAAGCACUGGGCGAAGCAUGGAAAGGCUUGUGUCCUGGCAGCCCAAGGUGACAGAGCAAAGUGAAGACUGCAGCUCCUGAGAGCGGGCCACCCAUUCCAUACACCCCAGCUAGAAUGUGCCCCUGAACCUCAGCAUUUCCGCCUGGCUUCUGCAAGAGCCCCAAUUUCCCAGGUGGUGAGCCCAGCAGGCGGGCUGGAGCUGCUGCCCCAUCUUCCCCAGCAAAGCGCUCCCCGCUUCCUGCCGCACCCAGCGGGUAGGCUUAGGGCGCUGCCUCAGCUGGGGCAGGAGGCCUGGGGGGAGGAGGGACAAGGGCGG
Molecule: messenger RNA, 1758 nt
Organism: Rhinolophus ferrumequinum (greater horseshoe bat)
Lineage: Eukaryota; Metazoa; Chordata; Mammalia; Chiroptera; Rhinolophidae
Gene: ZMYND10
Product: zinc finger MYND-type containing 10
Exons: 12
Coding region: 184-1506 (440 amino acids)
Biological process (GO): motile cilium assembly; outer dynein arm assembly; inner dynein arm assembly
Cellular component (GO): centriolar satellite; cytoplasm
Source: RefSeq, a predicted model, not a curated record